AAUUGAAAGGUGUUGAACCGGGUUUAUUCAGUGAGAUGGAUACAAUAGGGAGAUUGUUCAUUGAACAAAAUCCUUGGUCGUGUGACAAGCUUUCUCUGGAAGUCCUUCAAAAUGAGCUGAUUGAUCUUAUCGAAAAAAAUCACCUUGAUAACUUUGAUGGAGGAAAAACAAUAUGUUUCGACCCACCAGAUAUGAAAGGAAAAAAGCCUCUUUACUACAAAAAUACGACAGUAGCUAGAGCUCACUUUCUAAUUCGCACUUACAAAGCCUACCCCAGCCCAACUACCCCUGGAAUAAUGAUAAUUCUUGUGAUAAUCAUGGUGUUACUGUUCUUGGCAGUGGUCUUUUCUGUCAUUAAAAUAUAUGGCAAGAAAAUUCUUGACAGGACUAUGGACAUGUGGAAACCAGGUUCAACAAAAGAUGACAUGGACAAAAUGGAAGCUGGAGAGUUAGAGACUGAAAGUCUUUUCACUGACAAUAUGAAAAAGAGAAGACGCAGGUCUAGAGGAAUCCCUGGGGCAAAAGCUAACACCUCUAGUUCCGACGAGGAUGACAACAAAAAACAGACACGAACUUCAGAAAGACCCAAACCAAAAACAAAGAAACCAAGGACAGAAUCUGGAGGGUUUCCAAGGGGGGUUGAUAGCAGUGGAGAAAAACCGAGAAGUCCUUCCACUGUGGUUAAUCCCAUGAUGGAAUGGCAACAACAAUCUGGUGGGCUUCGUGAGGAAAGCUUUGAUGCUGAUGAGAGUGGCCACUCUACAGUUGUUGACCAAGAGGAUUAUCUCAAGGACAAAAUGAAGCAACAAAGGUGGCAAUCCAGUGGUUUUGCCAAAAAUGAAACAAGCAGUGAUGCAAACAAGAGUUCUCUUUCUACUUUGUUUGGUCUGGAGGAUUAUCUUAAGGACAAAAUGAGGGAGGAGAAGGAAGAAUCUUGUGGCUUUGAAGAAGCAAAUAGCAGCAGCGAUGAGGACUGGAAGUUUACCACUGUUGAUCUUUACUAAGACUAAAGUUUAUGGGUACACAAGCUUGUUUUUUAUAAGCUAAAUGUGUUUAACUUCUUGCAUAUUUUUUUAUUUGUACUUUUGUUUUAUAAAAUGAAUGAGAUCUAUUCAGCACUAUGUAAAUCUGCAAAGCCUACAAAAAAAUGUAACUCUGUUUUUCUUUGAGAUAAUAAUAAAUGAGUGGCACCACU
This is a messenger RNA of Stylophora pistillata, 1195 nucleotides long. RefSeq lists its product as uncharacterized. The record is from RefSeq and is a predicted model, not a curated record. Lineage: Eukaryota; Metazoa; Cnidaria; Anthozoa; Scleractinia; Pocilloporidae. Gene Ontology annotation, molecular function: protein binding. Gene Ontology annotation, cellular component: plasma membrane.